Messenger RNA from Hibiscus syriacus, 618 nucleotides. RefSeq lists its product as uncharacterized. The record is from RefSeq and is a predicted model, not a curated record. The transcript has 2 exons. The coding region runs from base 177 to 551 and encodes 124 amino acids. Lineage: Eukaryota; Viridiplantae; Streptophyta; Magnoliopsida; Malvales; Malvaceae.
CCGUUGCCCAUCAGUUCGUAACUGCAUGUUCCUGAGAUUACCCUAUAAAAACGAGCCCAUGUUUCCCGGUUCCCAAGUUAAGGCCAUUGAUUCACUCAGUCAAUCCCAUAUCUUCUCCUUUUUCAUUGUUUCUCUCCAAGUUGCCAUUCUCUCAAACUCUGUGGAAAGUAUCAACUAUGGAGGAGUGUAAGAAACAAGUUAUAGGAAUGGAAAAGAGCAAAGAAGGGAAGCCGCCCACCAGGCUACAGAUGCAUGCGCCUGCAUCACUCCAGCUUGAUCAGGUUGAAGCUAAUUUUGGGACUGCUAAAGCCGCUGCCGCUGCUUCUGCUGCGACUCCAAUUCCCUUGCUGACACCGCUCGCUUCACCCAAUCUAUUCCCACAGACCGAUGAUUUCAUGUUUCCAAUCGAUGAUAGCCACAGGAAAGCUGCUGCAAUACCAGUCCCAACGGUAUUUGCCUGGAAAGAACCAGCUGGGGCGGCACAUGUGGAGGUUUCCGCCUUGUUUGCUUUGUUUCAAAACAGAUGUGUUCUUGUCAAUGAUGCACAGUGAUGUUUUUGUUUUGCAUUUAUACACCAUAUAUAUGUAUGUAUAUAUAUAUAUAUAUAUAUAUAUAUAU